GCCGCGGGCGUGGGGGGACGGGGAGGAGAAGGCGGCGGGCGGGCAGCGCCGUGUCCGGGCUCCGUCCUUGGCGUGUGCGGCUGAGGGAGGGCGCGGAGCCCGCCUGCACCCUCAGGAGCGGGGGUCUCCCUCUCUGCCCGCCCGCAGCGGGAGGUCCCGGGCCAGGGGCGGCCCCAGGUGCGGGGGGAGCCUCCGCCGCCCCCGCUGUCCCUCUCCGGUGUCCGUGCCUCCGUGUCUCCUCCGUCAGCAUGAACAUCCUGCUGGAGCUCUUCGUGGUGACUUUCCGGGUGCUGUGGGCUUUCGUUCUGGCCGCCGCCAAGUGGUUGGUGCGGCCCAAGGAGAAGAGCGUGGCCGGGCAGGUGUGCCUCAUCACCGGGGCGGGCAGCGGCCUGGGCCGCCUCUUCGCCUUAGAGUUUGCCCGGCGUCGGGCUCUCCUGGUCCUGUGGGACAUCAACACCCAGAGCAACGAGGAGACGGCGGGCAUGGUGCGGCACAUCUACCGGGAGAUGGCUGCCACCUCCAGAGUAGCCGGAGAGGGAGAAAAAGAUGCCCUGCCCCGCUGCGACUUGCAGGUUUACACCUACACCUGCGACGUGGGCAAAAGGGAGAACGUCUACUCCACGGCUGAGAGGGUCCGCAAGGAGGUGGGCGAGGUGUCGGUGCUGGUCAACAACGCCGGCGUGGUCUCUGGCCACCACCUCCUGGAGUGUCCCGACGAGCUGAUCGAGAGGACCAUGAUGGUCAACUGUCACGCGCACUUCUGGACCACUAAAGCCUUCCUUCCCAAGAUGCUGGAAAUGAAUCAUGGACACAUCGUGACAGUUGCGAGUUCCUUGGGAUUGUUCAGUACUGCUGGAGUGGAGGAUUAUUGCGCCAGCAAAUUUGGAGCUGUAGGUUUCCAUGAGUCUUUGAGCCAUGAAUUGAAGGCUGCUGAAAAGGACGGAAUCAAAACAACUUUAGUCUGCCCUUAUCUUGUAGAUACAGGAAUGUUCAGAGGGUGCAGGAUCAGAAAAGAAAUUGAGCCUUUCCUUCCGCCCUUGAAGCCGGAAUACUGCGUGAAGCAGGCGAUGAGAGCCAUCCUUACGGACCAGCCCAUGAUCUGCACACCUCGCCUCAUGUACAUGGUCACCUUCAUGAAAAGUAUUCUGCCCUUUGAAGCAGUGGUGUGCAUGUACCGAUUUUUGGGAGCGGACAAGUGUAUGUACCCUUUCAUCGCUCAAAGGAAACAGGCUACAAACAACAACGAAGCAAAAAAUGGAAUUUAACACAAUUUUUGGCUGGACUAACGUUUCUGGGUGAACACGAUAGCGUUACGUGACUGAACGGCGAAGUGCACUUGCAUCUGAGGGAUGCAAAUGUCGACAUCUUACCGUGGCAUUCUCUUGGGUCCUAAACCUGUGUAUGGAACUCUAAAAGUCGAUGAUUUUUGGGUUGGUUUUGUUUUGGUUUUGUUUUUUUUUAUAUACUGUAA
Molecule: messenger RNA, 1471 nt
Organism: Calidris pugnax (ruff)
Lineage: Eukaryota; Metazoa; Chordata; Aves; Charadriiformes; Scolopacidae
Gene: RDH10
Product: retinol dehydrogenase 10 (all-trans)
Exons: 6
Coding region: 249-1265 (338 amino acids)
Cellular component (GO): lipid droplet
Molecular function (GO): oxidoreductase activity, acting on the CH-OH group of donors, NAD or NADP as acceptor
Source: RefSeq, a predicted model, not a curated record